UAUUUCCAUUUCUUACAUUCUUACCAUUCUUACUGAAAGUGAACUUCAUUUUACAAUAAAAUAAUAAUAUAGACAACUAAAGGAGAUUAUUUUUCUGCUCCAAAUUAUUAAAAUUGCAAUUUAGAACGCAUUUCAUCUUAUAUUUAGCAUUUCAUAUAUAAUCAUGUUGCCGUUCGUAAUAGGUGUUAUGAAACGAUAUGCACCAAUAAUUACUCUUCCUUUUGCUGCACUUAUUGGAUUUAUUGGUUAUAAUUUAGAGGAAAGAUUUUCCAGUAAAUACACGCCUUCCACACCAUCAAUAAAUCAACAACGUUUAGAAAGAAGUUUAGAAACAAUCGUUUCGGAUAUUGAAGAUGAAAAAGAAAAAUCAAAAAAACAUAGUCCACUAGAAGUAAAUUUGUCACCUUCUCUGCAGAGGCAGAUGUUUAUUAACAAGAAUUAAGUCAGAUAUCAUCCUAUUGAUAAAUCUUGUAAAUUUACAAUUUACCCAAUUUACUUAUAUUGCAAUAUGUAAGAAUUUUUUUCUAUAAGGAUAUAGAUAUAGAUUCAAUGAUAUGAUUGCUGAAAUCGCUGAAAUUAAUGACAAACUCAUGUAAUAUAAUAAAAUUUGACAAUAUUUUAUUUUAAAAUA
Molecule: messenger RNA, 631 nt
Organism: Leptopilina heterotoma
Lineage: Eukaryota; Metazoa; Arthropoda; Insecta; Hymenoptera; Figitidae
Exons: 2
Coding region: 164-442 (92 amino acids)
Source: RefSeq, a predicted model, not a curated record